CAAAAGCAAAGGUGGAGGUAUAUUACAGCUAAUACUGACACAGAAGAACAGAGUUUUCCUGACCCGAAGGCAUUUAACACACAAAUAGAAGAAUUAAAUUUAGAUGUCCUUCUUCAAAAGGCAGAUAAUUUACGUAAGAAUGAGGCUAGUAAGAUGGAGAGUUUUGAACUACUUUGUGACCACAAGGAAAAGUUUAGAGAUGAAAUUGAGUUUAUUUGGCGGCUUGCCCGUGCAUAUGGAGACAUGUGUGAGCUAUCUACAGAUAGACAAGAAAAGAAACAUUAUGCUAAUAUUGGGAAAACAUUAGGUGAAAAAGCUAUAUCUAGAGCACCCAUGAAUGGAUAUUGUCAUCUGUGGUAUGCAGUUUUAUGUGGCCACGUAUCUGAGUUUGAGAGCUUACAAAACAAAGUGAACUAUGGACAGCACUUCAAGGAUCAUCUAGAUAAGGCAAUCUUAUUUUUACCUGAAGAACCCUUUUUGUAUUACCUCAAGGGAAGAUACUGUUACACUGUCUCAAAACUGAGCUGGCUUGAGAAAAAAAUGGCUGCUACUCUGUUUGGAAAAACACCAUCCUCAACUGUAGAAGAAGCUUUGCAAAAUUUCCUUAAGGUUGAAGAACUAAACCCUGGUUUUUCUAAGUCCAACUACAUGUACUUAGCCAAGUGUUAUAUAGAUCUUGAACAGAAAGCUGAGGCUUUGAAGUUCUGUAACUUGGCAUUGCUGCUGCCUUGUGUUACCAAUGAGGAUAAGGAUAUACAGAAAAUGGUGGAAAAAAUGAUCACUUCCUUGAAGAGGUAAAUAAAAGAACUUACUCUUCAACAAGUCAGACAUGGUCUACUAAAGGUUAAAUUAAUUAAAAUUCUGGGUUAUUUUUUAUUAUCCUUUUUCUUUUUGAUGUAAUAGUAAUGUGCUCAGAUGUAAAGGUAAAACCAAUCUCUGCAUUCAGUAGCACUACAAAACUAAUCAUGUUUUUUGGAGAAUUCUAUUUCCUAUAAUGUUAGUACAAAAUGAUCUUUACAAAUGUAUGCUUUAAAUUUUUUCCUAUCAAUAAACAGUAGUCUUCAGUAUAUUUCUUUAAAUAAAAUAUUUAAAUUAGUGCAAUGAAAUGAACUCUGGUGAGU
Messenger RNA from Talpa occidentalis (Iberian mole), 1121 nucleotides. Its product is annotated as regulator of microtubule dynamics protein 2-like. Lineage: Eukaryota; Metazoa; Chordata; Mammalia; Eulipotyphla; Talpidae. Gene Ontology annotation, molecular function: microtubule binding. Gene Ontology annotation, cellular component: mitotic spindle pole; cytoplasm; spindle microtubule. The record is from RefSeq and is a predicted model, not a curated record. The annotation marks the transcript as partial. The transcript is spliced from 10 exons.